GUAGAACAAUGUCACUAAUUGAGCAAGUUCAAACUAAUCUUGUUCACUAUAAUCUCUGGACUAAUGUGAGACAAAGAACACCAGAAAUUUUGACUGGAUUCCCACCAGCAAAAUUAAUCCAAGACGAUCCUGAAAGUCUUGAAGAAUGGGUUAUCCCAAAACUAAUGGCUGAUAAAAAUAUGCCAUUGACUGAAAUUGAAUCUUGGUUUAAAUCUAUUACUAAUAUUUCUCAUCGUCCUAAAAGAAUAACCGUCGGUCUUGUUAAUGAUGAUUCUACCGUAGUAUACUAUUUCAUUCAUGAUGGAAUGGUUAAGCCUCGUAAAAACUAAGCAUCAAUAUAAUCUUAUUAGGUUAUUGGUUACUUAUGCUAU
This is a messenger RNA of [Candida] anglica, 371 nucleotides long. Lineage: Eukaryota; Fungi; Ascomycota; Pichiomycetes; Serinales; Debaryomycetaceae. The record is from the annotation of a GenBank genome assembly.